Gopherus evgoodei (Goodes thornscrub tortoise) is the source of this 862-nucleotide messenger RNA. It is a transcript of the gene SOD1, whose product is annotated as superoxide dismutase 1. Gene Ontology annotation, cellular component: nucleus; mitochondrion; cytosol. Lineage: Eukaryota; Metazoa; Chordata; Testudines; Testudinidae. Gene Ontology annotation, biological process: removal of superoxide radicals. The record is from RefSeq and is a predicted model, not a curated record. Gene Ontology annotation, molecular function: copper ion binding; superoxide dismutase activity.
AUGUCGGGCACCUGCGAGUCUUCUUCAGCUAGGAACUUCACAAUAAACUGCACUGUCCUUCGCGAUGUCUUCAUGACAGUUAACAGAUUGGCUACGCGGCGGCGGGGCGCUGCUAUAAGAAGCACGGCGGCGGGGGGAGAGAGGGGCGUUGGAGACGGUCGCACCGCAUCUCAAAGUGAUUGGCGCUCGGCGGUAUCAUGUGACGGUGAGGCCGUGUGCGUGCAAGGAGAGAGCGCCGUGACGGGCGUCAUCAACUUCGAGCAGCAGGAUAAUGGACCAGUAACACUCUCAGGAAGGAUUACAGGUUUGACUGAAGGAAAACAUGGCUUCCAUGUCCAUGAAUUUGGAGACAACACAAAUGGUAGGGAUUGUACCAGUGAGGUGCUCACCUUCAAUCCUAUGGCAAAAAACCACGGUGGACCACAGGAUAAAGAGAGGCAUGUUGGAGAUCUUGGCAAUGUGAUUGCUAAUAAAGAAGGUGUGGCAGAAGUGUCAAUUAAAGAUGCUUUAAUUUCUCUUACGGGACCGCUUUCUGUUAUUGGACGCACCAUGGUGGUCCACGAGAGAGAAGAUGACUUGGGUAAAGGAGCAAAUGACGAGAGUUUAAAAACUGGCAAUGCUGGUGGUCGUCUGGCUUGUGGUGUUAUUGGAAUAGCUAAGAUCUAAAUAUUGAUUACUUAAAGGAAAUGAGAAGUAGGCUAUAUAGGCAUUUUCAUUUCACUGAAAACAUCAAUAUUUUGGCCUUGUUCUGGCAAAAGCUUUAAUUGUACUGCUACUUUCAAUCUAUGUAUUGGCUAAAAUAGUGUAAAGAUUUGUGAUUUUGUACCAUGUAUACUGCAAUUAAAAUGUUGAUGGAAAUAUA